Molecule: messenger RNA, 723 nt
Organism: Colletotrichum fioriniae
Lineage: Eukaryota; Fungi; Ascomycota; Sordariomycetes; Glomerellales; Glomerellaceae
Source: RefSeq, a predicted model, not a curated record
AUGGCGCGGAAGAUCAGGCUAGGAAUUAUUACGCCCUCUUCCAAUACCAGCCUUGAACCUCUCACACAAGCCAUCGUCUCCGGGCUUCCGGAUGUCACAGUUCACUUUUCUCGUUUUCGAGUUCUCAAGAUCAGCCUAGAUGAUGAUGAGCUCGACCAGUUUCAGACCGGCAACUUGAUCUCAGCGGCGCAGCUUCUGGCCGAUGCUGAGGUUGACAUGAUCGGUUGGAGUGGUACUUCAUCGGGUUGGCUGGGGUUUGAGGCAGAUGAAAGGUUAUGUGCGGAGAUCACUGCGGCAACUGGGAUUCCCGCGACGACUUCUGUUCUCGCACUGAACAAGGCCUUGCACGAGUUCGACGUCAAGGAUCUUGGCUUAGUCACUCCUUAUACAGAUGAUGUUCAGGAAGCUAUCAUUCGGAACUAUUCGCGUGCCGGAGUGAGUUGCCAAAAGGAACGACAUCUAGACCUUACAGUGAACUCGUCUUUUGGCCGCGUCGAAGAAACUACGCUAGAUGGUCUCGUGAGUGCUGUCGCCGCUCAGAGGCCAGAGGCAAUAGCACUCUUCUGCACAAACUUGAGAGCAGCGCAAAGGGUGGCUUUCUGGGAGGACAAGCAUGGCAUCUUGAUGCUUGAUACCGUUAUCACGGUUAUUUGGGACAUGCUGCGAGAAUGCAAGGUCAAUAUGAAGCCCUUGGGCAAUUGGGGCAAAUUGUUUUCAAAGUAG